This is a messenger RNA of Pipistrellus kuhlii (Kuhl's pipistrelle), 1835 nucleotides long. Its product is annotated as serpin A9-like. Gene Ontology annotation, biological process: negative regulation of endopeptidase activity. Lineage: Eukaryota; Metazoa; Chordata; Mammalia; Chiroptera; Vespertilionidae. The coding region runs from base 339 to 1610 and encodes 423 amino acids. Gene Ontology annotation, molecular function: serine-type endopeptidase inhibitor activity. The record is from RefSeq and is a predicted model, not a curated record. The transcript is spliced from 5 exons.
CCCAGGGCCCCGCCUCCCACGUCUUCUGGUCUUUCCCAGGAAAGUGACUGCGUAGCUCUUGGUGGGGCCUGGGACUCUGCACUUCAGUGAGACCAGUUUCUCUGGACGAUGAACCACGCUUGGGAAACCCUAGGCUCCUGACUGUCACCUGCUUCAGUACCGGGGGUGGGUGAGUCAACAGAGCCCAGCCCUGGGGUUCCCGCGUCUUCCCACGCCCUCCCGGCACUCUGCGCCUCGUCCCAGCACUCGCGGAUCACACUCCCUGCUCUAGAGGAAAUCACCGAGGUCCAGGCUGUCUGACUGGGACAGACACACAGGAAGACUUACUUCAUUCCCAAAUGGCACCUUCCUUUUACCAACUUUUCCUAGUGACUAGCCUCUGGGCUGCGAUGUAUGGUGUGUCCCCACCCAGCGCCCCCUCAGCGGGGGGCCUCCCGGCCUCCCAGGUGGCCGCCAGCAACACCGCCUUCGCCCUCCGCCUGUACCGGAGGCUGGCGCUGGGCGCCCCGGGCGAGAACGUCUUCUUCUCCCCGGUGAGCGUCUCGGCCGCGCUGGCCAUGCUGUCCCUGGGCGCCCGCGCGGCCACCAGGCGCCAGCUGCUCCGGGGCCUGGGCUUCGACCCCGCGCGCCUGCCGGAGGCGGCCGUGCAGCAGGGCUUCCAGCGCCUGGUGGGCGCGCUCGGUGCCCCGCGCGCGGGCCUGGCCCUGAGGAUGGGGAGCGCCGUCUUCGUCAGCAAGGAGCUGCCGCUGCGGGCCGGCUUCCGGGAUGGCGCCCGGCGGCUGUAUGGCGCCCAGGUCUCCUCCGUGGACCUCUCCAGCAGCUCCGCCGCCCGGAGGAGGAUCAACAGCCUCGUGGAGAAGGAGACCCAGGGGAAGGUUGUGGACCUGAUCCGGGACCUGGAGCCCCAGGCCGCCAUGGUCCUGGUGAACUACAUCUUCUUUGACGCCCAGUGGGAGAAGCCCUUCAACCCUGCGUACACGAGUAACAUGUACCCGUUCGUGGUGGGCAGGACCACGGUGAGGGUGCCCAUGAUGCACCAGGUGGAGCAGUUUGCCUUCGGGGAGGACCCGGAGCUGAACUGCUCGGUGCUGCAGAUGGACUACCGGGGGGGCGCCGCGGCCCUCUUCGUGCUGCCCCGCCCCGGCGGGAUGCGGCAGCUGGAGCAGGCCCUGUCCGCAGCCACCCUGGCCAAGUGGAGCCGCUUACUCAGGAAGAGGUGGAUAGAGGUGUUCAUCCCUAAGUUUUCCACUUCUACCUCCUAUGACCUGGAGACCGUGCUCCCCAAGAUGGGCAUCCAGGACGCCUUUGACCAAAAUGCCGAUUUUUCUGGAAUCGCCAAGAAAGGCUUCUUGAAAGUUUCCAAAGUGGCCCACCAGGCGGUGGUGGAGGUCAGCGAGGCGGGCACCAAGGCCGCGGCGGCCACGGCCACCCAGCUCACCACCCGCUCCAAGGACAGCUCCCCCCGCACCGUCUGCUUCAACAGGCCCUUCCUGCUGCUGAUCGCCAGCAGGGCCGCGCAGACCACGCUCUUCCUGGGCAAAGUGCAAGACCCCACCCGGUUCCCGGCGGGGAGAGGCCUUCCGCGGAGGACACACAAACAGGCCACGUAACGGCGCACCGGAAAUGCACAGGCCGCGGCUCACUGCGCUGUGGGACCCAGCGCGGGCCCACGGCGGGCCCACGGCGGGCUCUCACACGAUGGUAGGCGUAGCAGACCCCCGGGCCUGGCCCAGGUGUCCUUGGGUGUGACCUUGAGCGUCCACGGCUCCCACCUGGGCUUAGCUGUGCCUCACAGUCAGUCAGCCUGGGAGGGCGGAGCUGUCCCCCGAGGGCUC